This is a messenger RNA of Salvia miltiorrhiza (redroot sage), 773 nucleotides long. RefSeq names its product splicing factor 3B subunit 6-like protein. NCBI's taxonomy places the organism in Eukaryota, Viridiplantae, Streptophyta, Magnoliopsida, Lamiales, Lamiaceae. Gene Ontology annotation, cellular component: catalytic step 2 spliceosome; U2 snRNP; precatalytic spliceosome. Gene Ontology annotation, biological process: mRNA splicing, via spliceosome. The coding region runs from base 165 to 545 and encodes 126 amino acids. The transcript has a single exon. The record is from RefSeq and is a predicted model, not a curated record. Gene Ontology annotation, molecular function: RNA binding.
AAGGGCGGGCCGCGCCUUGUAGAACGGGCCUCCGCUGUGCCGAAAAAAUGCUACCAAUCAGCGAUUUCACUCUUGAUAUCUAAACAGCAAGGGUUCUACUCAGCUAUCAAACGAAAAAUCCCAAUAUAAUUUGAGACGUAACCUAAUUCCCAAAUCCUCUUCCAAUGGCCGCAGCAAUCAGCCUCCGCAAAGGCAACACCCGCCUCCCGCCCGAGGUGAACCGCGUGCUCUACGUGCGGAACCUUCCGUUCAACAUCACGAGCGAGGAGAUGUACGACAUCUUCGGCAAGUACGGCGCGAUACGGCAGAUCCGCAUUGGCACGAACAAGGACACUCGCGGCACCGCCUUCGUUGUGUACGAGGAUAUCUAUGACGCCAAGACCGCCGUCGACCACCUCUCCGGCUUCAACGUCGCGAACCGGUACCUGAUCGUCCUCUACUACCAGCAGGCGAAGAUGGGGAAGAAGUUCGAUCAGAAGAAGAAGGAGGAAGAAAUUCAGAAGCUCCAGGAGAAGUACGGCAUCUCUACGCCGAAAGAUAAGUAGUUCGUUCCUUCGUUCCUCUGCUUUCUCAACAUCUUCUGUAGAAAAUAGUUUGUGGUUACAUUGGAAAAUGUUCGAAAUAUGAGUUUGUGGUGCUACUAAAUUACUAAUUGGAAGCUCGAACAGCUAAUUGAUGCUGAUUUCGCUUUGUUAGUCUAUCUUUUUCAUGUUAACGAUACAUGAGUUUGUGUUCUCGCAAGUUUUACAUUGAUAAAUCUCUGUUCACGGGUA